GUGAUGCCCCUAAUAAACUCUUCCACCCCCAAGGUCUCUCCGUUGAUGAUAAUCAAACAGCGGUUAUUGCUGACUACGAAAAUCAUCGUAUCAUGCAAUGGAAGAACGGUGAUACAACGAUUGGACAAGUUGUUGCUGGUGGUAAACACAAAGGAACUGGAUUACAUCAAUUGGCUUUUCCAACUGAUGUAUUAAUUGAGAAAGAGACGGAUAGUCUCAUUAUUUGCGAUCGAGACAAUCGACGAGUUGUACGAUGGUCUCGUCAUAGUGACACAGCACAAG
Molecule: messenger RNA, 282 nt
Organism: Rotaria socialis
Lineage: Eukaryota; Metazoa; Rotifera; Eurotatoria; Philodinida; Philodinidae
Source: the annotation of a GenBank genome assembly